Messenger RNA from Protopterus annectens (West African lungfish), 1592 nucleotides. RefSeq names its product ER membrane protein complex subunit 9 (gene EMC9). The coding region runs from base 328 to 954 and encodes 208 amino acids. NCBI's taxonomy places the organism in Eukaryota, Metazoa, Chordata, Ceratodontiformes, Protopteridae. Gene Ontology annotation, cellular component: EMC complex. The transcript has 6 exons. The record is from RefSeq and is a predicted model, not a curated record.
GACACGCCCAAACCUGCGCAAAACUCUACGCGAGGUACUUCACUGGUAUUAUGCCGGUGUAAAUUCUUAAACAGGUUACCGAAUCAUUGAUACUGCAUGUUACUUAGAACACUGCUGAUGCUUAAUUACCGCGCCUAAGUAAAUUCAGUUCCGCUUUAAACUAUUUCCUUUCCGACUUGUUUUUACUUCCGCUAUAGACAGCUGUUUCCGAUUUAUGCCAGAAAUGCUUUGAAUUUAUCCUCAUUACCGGCACGUACAGAUUAGUAGUUGUAACAUAUGAGAUUUCUAUUUGUUUAAUCUUAUAAAAGGCAGACGUAUUGUGGCAAGAUGUGUGAAGUGGAAAUUUCAGCACAAGCCUACGUAAAAAUGCAUCUCCAUGCAGCUCAGUACCCCCACUGCACAGUGAAUGGGAUUCUGCUAGCGGAGAGAUGUAUAGGUGGGCGGAUGGACUGGUUGUGUGUAACUGAUUGCAUCCCUCUGUUCCAUAACUCUCUCUCACUUUCAGUUAUGCUGGAAGUGGCUCUGAAUCAGAUUGAAAUGUGGUCCUUACACAAACAACAGAUGAUAGUUGGAUAUUACCAGGCUAACAGCAGUCUGAGGGACAGUAGCCCCAAUGCACAUGCAUUGAAGAUUGUUGCAAGGAUAUCCGAGUACUUCAAAGAUGCUGUCUUGGUGAUGCUGGAGAACAGCAGGUUUUCAGCAGACUGUGAAAUCCCACCCGUUGCUGUUUUUGAGCGCAGGGAUAGUCACUGGAUCCCAAAAGACAAAAACGUGAUCAUGUGGAAAGAUUGGGAUGGAACCCGCCAGGUUUGCAAGGCCCUGAUGGUGCUCAAAUUUUACAGACUGUUAGUUGACUUUGAUAGCCACCUUGAUGACAUCAGGAGAGACUGGGCCAAUGAAGAUAUUAAUAAUAAAAUAUUGGAACUAACUUGUUCAGUCAAUGGACAUGCAUGACAGGUGAGAGAGGAUGCAGAACCAGUGAAAAGAGAGGAUUGGCUGACUAUCUGUACCGUACGACUCUGGCUGAUUUGAAACCAGCAUGAUCCUCUGGUAUGGUGUGAUGUGGUAUUGACUCACAGUAAUUAUAGCUUCUCAACAGCUUUUUAGAAACAACAACAUGAAUGUCUAGCUGAUGAGAAGUUCUUGCAGGCUGUGCUGGUCUCUAUGUGUUGUGGAUGUUUCUGGAUGAAAUACUACAUGCAAAGCGAGGGAGUGAUUCUACCAUCUAGCAUUGACACAGGAAUAUGUUAGCCUUUAUAUAGAGUGCAUUGAAUGUAAUUAAUUUACACUAAAGUUUGAGCAUGCAGCUGUCAAUGUCUCAUAUUAGAAGCUGUGAUACUUCACAAGGAAAAACUGCAGAAUGAGAUCAGUGCCACACUGAUGUCUCUGUAGGGAAGCUCUGUUGUAAUAAUGUUUCUCGGUUUUAUUUAUUAACUUCGGUUUCCUUUUUUGAUAGCUGGCUUACAUAUUAAUGUAUCCAGUUUCACAUCUAUGAAUAGUGGUUUAUCAAAAACGGACUGUGAAUGUAUGGUAAAGCUUUUUGUUUGCCUCUGAAUCAUUAACAGUAUUUAAUAAACUGUUUUUUCCCAAAA